Molecule: messenger RNA, 744 nt
Organism: Haplochromis burtoni (Burton's mouthbrooder)
Lineage: Eukaryota; Metazoa; Chordata; Actinopteri; Cichliformes; Cichlidae
Product: bromodomain and WD repeat-containing protein 3
Exons: 5
Coding region: 196-555 (119 amino acids)
Biological process (GO): regulation of transcription by RNA polymerase II; regulation of cell shape; cytoskeleton organization
Cellular component (GO): nucleus
Source: RefSeq, a predicted model, not a curated record
GCACUCCGUCCGGUACUGUGUUGAUUCACUAGAGGGCACUAAUCCAAGGCAGCGGAUAGUAUGGGAACAACUUGCGAGAGGAGGCCAUUCACUAGCCUGUUUUAGCUACACACACCUAGCUACUCUUAGCUAGCCGGCGGCUAACCAGCGAGCUAAAACAUCAGUUUGUCUUAAUGUCGCCUGUCUUACCAAGUGAUGGCAAGAGAACAGUGUUCACAAAUCGAAGCUGAACUCUAUUACCUCAUUGCCAGAUUUCUGCAGUCUGGACCAUGUAAAAAAGCCGCAAAGAUCCUGAUCGAGGAGCUGGAGGAGUAUGAGUUGGUCCCGCAACGAUGGAGUUGGGACGGGAAGAAAUACAAACGGAACUUCCAAGAUUGGGUGGUGUUGAACCAGCACAUUCCUGCAGACUAUUUGCUCAGGAUUUGCCAGCGGAUAGGCCCACUUAUAGAAAAGGAGAUCCCACCUUGUGUUCCUGGAGUCCAGACACUUCUGGGGCUGGGACGACAGUCCUUGCUUCGCACCAGCAAAAGUGAGCAUAUUCCUGUUUUUCUAUGAUUUUUUUAAAAUGUAUUUAUUUUGUGCUUUUCAUUAGUACCUACUCGGAUUAACUCACAACAGCUUUCAGGGUUUUCCGUUAGGUUCUAGUACCUGGUACCAGGUAGAGCAGGGCGAUAUGGCCAAAAAUAUUUAUCACGAUAUAUAUUUGAAAAUUUGCGAUAACGAUAUAACUGACUAUAUAAUUGA